This is a messenger RNA of Phragmites australis (common reed), 3495 nucleotides long. RefSeq names its product probable serine/threonine-protein kinase SIS8. Gene Ontology annotation, molecular function: ATP binding; protein kinase activity. The record is from RefSeq and is a predicted model, not a curated record. NCBI's taxonomy places the organism in Eukaryota, Viridiplantae, Streptophyta, Magnoliopsida, Poales, Poaceae. The transcript is spliced from 12 exons. Gene Ontology annotation, biological process: protein phosphorylation. The coding region runs from base 222 to 2969 and encodes 915 amino acids.
CACUACGCGUCAAGCAGAAAAGAAAAGGAAAAAAAGCAAAAAAAAGGGGACGUAUUUGUACUCCCCUUGGCCGCCUUCUUCCAGGCUUCAUCCACGAGGCGAAGCAAGCAACGAAUAUAUAGAGCGCGGCAGCGGCAGCGGCGGCGGCGGCGGAGGGCGCUCGAAUAGAAUAGAGCGGCGUGGAACGGAGCGGGACAGGUCAGGAAUGGAUAGGCGCGUCGAUGCGAUCGAGUAGCCACACGCGUACGCGUACGCGCGCGCGAUUGGGUGGUUGGGCUGGACCGGAUCGUGAUCGGAUCGGCGCCGGAGGAGAAGGCAAUCCAUCGCAUGCCGCUCCGCCGUCCAUGUCGCGCAUGAAGCACCUUCUGCGCAAGCUCCACCUCGCCGGCGCCGGCGGGGGCGCGGGCGCGGCGCCCGACCACCACCGCCCGCGGCACAGGCGCUCGGGGCACCCGACGCCCCUGGCGCCGCGGGUCGUCGCGGCGGCGGGGGCGGGGGCGGGGGCGGGGGCGGGGGCCGAGCCGGCGCCAGCGGCUGCGGCGGCGGCGGUGCCCGCGGCGGCGGGGGAGCCGAGGGGGGCCCUGGGGGCGGAGGCGGCGAUGACGCGGCUGGAGGAGGACUACCAGGUGCGCCUCGCCCUCGCGAUCUCGGCGUCGGACCACGCGGGGAUCGUCGACGCGGACUCCGUCCAGAUCCGCGCGGCCGAGCGCAUCAGCCUCGGCGGAGGCGCCGCGGCGGCGGGCGGGGACCGGAGCCCCGAGGAGGCCCUCUCCGCGCGGUACUGGAACCACAGCGUCGUCAACUACGACGAGAAGCUGGGGGACGGGUUCUACGACGUGUGUGGCGCGCAGCUGCAUCCCGGCUUCCAAGCCAAGUUCCCCUCCCUGAACUACCUCAGGGCGGUUCCGGCAGGAUGCGAUUUUGCCUUUCUGGCAGUUCUGGUGAACCGGCAGCGCGAUCCUGCCCUAGAACGCCUGGAAGAUAGGGCUGUGGUGAUUGCUGCGCAGAGUAGGGCACAACAUGGCCGUGCUGCUUCGGCGGAGCUUGUGCAGAAGAUUGCGGGUCUCGUGGUUGAUGCGAUGGGCGGUCCGGUGGAGGAUGCCGAUGGUAUGAACAGGGAAUGGAGCGUGAAGAGCCGUGAGCUCUCUCUCCAGCUAAACAGCGUUGUUCUGCCUCUUGGUUUGCUUCGGGUUGGGCUGUCACGCCACAGAGCUCUGCUGUUUAAGGUACUAGCUGACCGAGUUAAUCUGCCAUGUAAGCUUGUGAAAGGAAUAUGUUAUACUGGAACAGAUGAAGGAGCUAUUAACUUGGUUAAAGUUGAUUUUGACAGCACCGAAUAUAUAAUUGAUCUGAUGGGGGCUCCAGGAACCUUAAUCCCUUCAGAUAUUUCUGGCAGUCAGUUUCAGGAUUCGAACAAUAGUCAACUGAGCAGUGAUGCCAUUGAAGAGAGUGUCGUGGAACUAUGCUUAGCUCUUGAGCAGAUUAAUGGUGGAUAUGAGAAUAGACAUGACAUUGGAGGGAGCUCAUCUGAUCAAAGUUCUGUUCUAGUGCUCGCAACUUCACAGCUUGAAGAUUUAUCUCAAACAGAGAACUCACUUAAACAAAGUGUUAUCUCUCAAAAGGGACAAUUCAAUGUGCUCAACAUUGAAGGGGAUAUUUCUGAUAAUAUGAAAGUCAAUGAUGUUUCCAAGUAUAGUGUGCCUGGAGUAGUGGACCCACUGUUUGCACAAAAUUUGCAUGGCUUACUUUUGGAGAGUGGUGCAUCGCUACCCACUGAUUUAUUAUGUGAUCAAAAUAGUCGUAACGUUCAUGGGAAUAGAGAAAUAGGCAUAAAGACUUCUGAAGAUAAAGAAAGUGCAGGAUUGUUGCUAGUUGCUCAAACAAGUCAAAAUUUGCCAAAUGGUUUCGUGGCUAAAGAUUCUCCAUCACAACUCGACAGUACCAGAGCACUAACAGCAUUGAGCUGUUACCAGAAUAUUCCCUUGGCACCUUAUGAAAAAGUACAACACCCUGCGGAAAAUACAGAAGAAAUUAUCAGAGAUUUGGACUUGCAUGAUCAUACAUCUAGUGCAAUUUCCAAUGGAAAUUUGGACAAGUUGAGCUGGUCUAGUACGAAAACAAUCAGCUCUGUUAUAGAUGAUGCUGCUGAAUAUGAAAUACCAUGGGAAGAUCUUGAUAUUGGAGAGCGUAUUGGUCUAGGUUCAUAUGGGGAGGUAUAUCAUGCCGAUUGGAAUGGCACUGAGGUUGCAGUGAAGAAAUUUCUUGACCAGGAUUUAUCAGGUGUUUCACUAGAGCAAUUUAAAUGUGAAGUCAGAAUCAUGUCAAGACUAAGGCACCCGAAUGUUGUUCUUUUCUUGGGAUAUGUGACACAACCGCCAAAUCUCUCUAUAUUAACUGAGUACCUCCCAAGGGGGAGCCUAUAUCGCCUGUUGCAUCGGCCAAAUAGUCAAAUUGAUGAAAUACGGAGGCUAAAAAUGGCACUAGAUGUGGCAAAAGGGAUGAACUACUUGCACUCUAGCCAUCCUACCAUCGUUCAUCGUGACCUGAAAUCCCCAAACCUUUUAGUGGAUAAAAAUUGGGUUGUUAAGGUGUCUGAUUUUGGCAUGUCAAGGUUGAAACAUCAUACUUUUCUUUCUUCCAAGUCAACUGCUGGAACGCCAGAGUGGAUGGCACCGGAGGUACUACGUAAUGAACUAUCUAACGAGAAGUGUGACGUCUAUAGUUUUGGAGUAAUCCUUUGGGAACUAGCAACCUUGCGUGUACCAUGGAGUGGGUUGAAUCCAAUGCAAGUUGUAGGAGCAGUUGGGUUCCAAAACAGACGACUAGACAUCCCCAAGGAAGUGGAUCCACAGGUGGCUAGCAUAAUAUCUUCAUGUUGGGAAAAUGAUCCAAGCAAAAGGCCGUCGUUUUCCCAGCUCUUGUCACCUCUAAAGCAACUACAGCGUUUAGUUGUUACAGAAAGCUGUUGACAUACCCUUCCUGAGACCAAUCUCAGGACACAUAUUCAAGUAUUUAAGCUCUACUGCAGGGGCUAAAAUUUUCAUGUUGAAGCUCGUGGAGAUGUAUUCAGAAUCUCUGCGGUGUGGAUGUGUAUGGACAAAGGUUAUGCACACCACUUGUGAAAAUGUGAGAACUCUCUGAAGCUGCGCAAAGGCGCUGCCGGAGAAAGCGUAGUGUGUAGUCUCAAGUGAAGAAAAUGUGACGCGACACGAAGUGCUUUGUGUCAUGGUAAAUAAUUGUUCAGUUCUGGAUUUGGACCGGUGAUUCUGAGAAUCAGAAUUCACCACAAAGAUAGGAUCUUGAAGUCCCCCCCCCCCCCCUCUCUUUAGAAAGAUAAAAAGAAAGGAAGUCAAAAGCUUAUGGUGUCUGCAAAAAGUUGCAGCCCGAUGUUUACCACAUGCAAUAUUAUAUAUCAUGUAUACAUAUGCUACAUUGUGUCUUAUGAAUGUGCAUUUAAUACUUCUUGUUCUCUUUUCGUGGAACAAGGUUCUUCCA